This is a messenger RNA of Micropterus salmoides (largemouth bass), 1983 nucleotides long. It is a transcript of the gene thpo, whose product is annotated as thrombopoietin. Gene Ontology annotation, molecular function: cytokine activity; hormone activity. The transcript is spliced from 5 exons. The record is from RefSeq and is a predicted model, not a curated record. Lineage: Eukaryota; Metazoa; Chordata; Actinopteri; Centrarchiformes; Centrarchidae. Gene Ontology annotation, cellular component: extracellular region. The coding region runs from base 303 to 935 and encodes 210 amino acids. Gene Ontology annotation, biological process: cell population proliferation.
UGCUGUCCCUUGAACACCGACUCUGGCCAAACCAGAAGCAAAAUAACCCUGCUAAUAUCAAUGAUAUGCCAUUUUCAGUCUAUAACAUUUUGUUAUGCUGCGCAGCAGGAAAGUUGGAGCGCAUCCUGCUCUCAGGCUAGAUAACACUCGCACUUCCCACUAGUGAACGAGAAGGUGGGAAAUCAAGUGGUGAGAAGACAAAAAGGACACACAGCUCCUCUACAGUGGACACAGGGCAUUUUCCACCUGGCACAUUUCUUAAUGGAACAAAUGUGGAUUCAUCAGCAGCGGCCAAGCCGGGCAUGGCGUUAAGCAGACUCCUGCUGCUCUGGAUGGUAGCCUCUGAGGUGUGGGAUGCUGAGACCAAACCCAUAGAUUUUGUGUGUAAUAAAAGUGCCAGGAGGGCUAUGAAUAUUGUGGCAGAGAUGGAGAGUGCACUGUCUCCCAUCAGUCUGUCUCCCUGUAGUCCACCUAUUUGUCCAGCGUCUGUCUCCUGUCUCUUCCAUGUCUCCUCCCUUGCAGAGUGGCUGCAAUGGCUCGACAACCCUCUCCACACCUCUUCAGCUACCCUGUACCGAGCUUCAUGUAGCAUCUUGGAAAAACAAAUCAGUAUGUUGGCACAUCACCAGGAGAAGAGAGGAGACAUAGUUGCAUCCUUGAGGCUUCUUAUUGAAGGUGUGAAAGUUGUGAUGGGCCCAAGCCAGCUAGGAUGUGUGGCUUCGCUACUGCAGAGGAUGGAGAACAACAUCAACAACUACCUGCUCAUUCUCACACACCUUCAACUCAAUCAGGGGCCAGUGGUGAGUCCAGCACUGACCUGUGUUCCUCGAAGCACCCAGAGUCUGAGCAGAGUCCUGCUAAACUACAACCAACUGAUCUCAGGCAAACUGGAGUGGUUUAUGGUUGACCUGGAAGACAGAUGCAUUUCCCAGUGACGCAAAAACAAUGUUCUUCACAACGGUCAACAAAAGAAGAAGAAUAAAAAUCCACCAUAGCAAAGCAGCUGGAGCAAUCUGGAUUUUCUCCUCAUGUUGCUGCCUUUCUCAAAAUAUGUAAAAAGUCUGCUUUUGUGUAGUGUGAUGUGUAGACUUAAAAAGUAGAAAUGCACCCUUCUCUACUGGUCAUUAAGAGGAACUGCAUUUGGAGAGGUAGAGGAAAAUGAAAGGCAGGAAUGUUUCUGCAAAUGAUGAGCACCAUGGACAAAUCAAUGUAUGAUAGGAAGGAUGUUUUGUGUAUCAUUCUACAUAGAGAUGCUUUAAAUUUGAUUGCAGGCCUAGAACCAGUACAAGCCUAUAAUCUGCCAAAAGGCAGGUAUAUUUUCUUUAGCAUACAGGCAGCUUAUGUGCAAGUCUCCACUAGAUGGAAAAUUAUUAAAAUGCAAAUGAUUGUUUAAUAUCAGAGGCUGUCCAGCUUGACUGCCUGACCAGAACCAAAAAGUCAACUUGUUGUCUGGAUUCAUGUUUUGGUGCCAGAUUUGUUUAGUACCUCAAUAAGUGAUAGGAAGGUCUUGCAAAGAGGCUGAAAACUCACAGCCCAUAGCCCUAAAAUUGUUUUAUUCUUUGUUUAUUUUAUGUAUUAAUAUUAUGCAUAUAGGGCUAUACAGUCACAUUUUCUGAAUUUAGAUAAUAAUCAUAGAGAUACCUAUCAAAGACACUUAUUGAAGACUAACGGAGACUGGAAAGUGUUGAUAUAUACCUUUCUAGUAUGAAUUUGGUGAGCAGAUUUUGUUUAUUCUCAUUGCACAUUUAGAUCCAAUCCCUGUUUACAUUUUUUUUAAAGGCUAUUGCUGUAGAUGUGUGCAUGUUUCUAUGUAUUACUUUUUUAAAAAAUUCCAUCUUGGGUGUCUGUGAAUUUCUGUAUGUACAUACCCAGAUUUUUCAUUUACAGUAAGAAGACAUUUUGGCAAGGCUUUAUAUUGAUACAAAGCUGUUUAGGAUACAAGACCUUUGAAAUAUAAUAUGAAAUAAACUCUGAUUUCAUCCA